Messenger RNA from Chilo suppressalis (striped riceborer), 2624 nucleotides. The record is from the annotation of a GenBank genome assembly. Lineage: Eukaryota; Metazoa; Arthropoda; Insecta; Lepidoptera; Crambidae.
CCAAAGUAAUGUAACGAAACAUGUGUGUCACAGUUGUUUAGUAUCACUGUAUUGCAUUAUUUUGAGACCGAUAGUAUCUCUUUGUUCAAUAAGGAAUAAGUUUAAAUUAUAAAUCUAAAUAUAUUAAGCCUACUGUAUUCGUCGUUUUAUGUAUAGAGAUGUGUUAAUAAACGUUUUGACGGGAAAUUGCUUUAUUUAAUGGUAAUAAGGAAAAUAAUAAGGUUAAAUUCUUUGUUUACAAAGUUUAUUUCGCGUUCCUCAAAAGAUAUGCCUUCUGAAAUACCAGCUACCAAGAGGCCAAAGCUUGUGAUAGACAACGAUGCUGGGGGCGAUGAUGCGAUGGCCAUAUUUCUGGCUGUCCUGAACGAAAAACAUUUUGACGGACCACAACUAAUCGGCCUAACUACAGUAAAUGGCAACACAUGCGAGGAUAAUGUAUACGUCAAUAAUCAGAGGAUAUUAAAAGUGGCAAACAGACAGGAUAUACCAAUAUAUAGAGGAUCAAAGUCGUCUCUAGUCCAUACUCCAGAUGGCGGAACGUACUUUGGUCAAGAUGGCCUGGGUGACACAGGCGAUGUUUAUACAGAUUUAGUUCCAGCCAAACCCACAAACGCAGUACAAGCCCUUAUAGAAUUGUCAAAGACAUAUAAAGAUGAAUUGACAGUUAUCACAUUAGGAUCAUUGACAAACGUAGCAUUAGCAAUCAAAAUGGAUCCGGACUUCUUGAAUCGACUGGACCAUCUAUAUGUAGCAGCUGGUCAUAUUAACGAUGAAAGUAACAAAGACGUGGAAUUCAAUUUAUACAUGGACGUGGAAGCUUACCAUGUUGUUGUGCAGAACGCAAAUGUGGAAAAAGUGACGUUCUUUCCUUUCUCACAAGUCAUGGAGCAUUUGAAUAUAUCAAGAGAAUGGAGAGAACAAGUUUUCGGUGCUAUUGACUCAGAUAUAGUGAGGGCUCAGAACAAGUUCGAACGGCUGGCCGUCGAGCAGAGCGACCGUUGGCAGGCUCUGGACCCGGCCGCCAUCGCUGUAGUGGUCAGGCCAGACCUGGUGACCGAGUACAAAUAUACGAAACAAGACGUCGGUUUGUGCGAUACUAUGCGAGGUAUCGUAAGAAACGAUUUUGUCGAAAAAAACAAAAGUACAGCAAGACUGGUGUACUCGGUGAAUGAAGAACAAUACAAGGAAUUCUUGUUGGAUGUAUUUUCUGCUGAUAAAAUAAAAUAACAUGAUCAGCUUAUUUUAUUUUAAUCGAGUUUUUUUUCACCAAAUAUAUUUAAACACUACCUUCAGUAUCUGCUAUUAUUAACUACUAAACUACUACUACUGUGUACUAUUAUGUGUAAAGUACUAUUAUGAAGAAUAUUUCUGAAUUAAAAAUAAGUAAUAGUGGUUAAUAUCUGUACUAAUAUUAAAAGUUUGUUUGUUUAAUUCAACACGCUAACCUCAAUAACUACUGAUCCGAUUCAAAAAUUCUUUAGGUUUUUGAUAACUACGGUUUUACAAAAAGAAUUACCUAAUUAAAGAUAAUACGCAAUUCGUAAUCCGGUUAUUAGUUUCUUAGGUGGCUGAAAUAAUAUGAACAGUAUUUGUAUUAAACCAGUUACGUAUAAGGAUAAAAAAAUACUUUUAGGAAACUGGUUUCCAAAUUCCGGUUUUCUUAACGGCCGAAGGGGUAUGCACCCCUCGAUAUAUGCAUAUCGAGGAAGGCCAUAUAUCAUAACGCUAAGACAACGACUAAAGGAGCAGAGUACCAAUGAAAAAUAUUGCAAAAACGGUAAAAAUAUUCCAUUUGUGAGCUUCCGUUGCGUGCACUGCUUAAACGGUAAAAGUUACAUAUAAAUUAUAUUUCACGGAAUUGUGUCCCUUUAAAAGUUCCAUAAAAAAGUCCGCAACAGCAUAUGUCUAUUUUAUAAGGAUGACCCACUGAAACCUUUUUCCACAAAAUAAUGUUGGCAAAAUCUCAGGGCACCUCUAGUAGGUAAAAUUGAGCAUUCAAUGAACCAUGGGUCCACUUGCAACAAUUUUGUUAUAUCUCCAUUUAACAAAAACUAGAUAUACCUACCAUAAAAAGAUGUCAAAUUGACAUUGACGUUAAGACACUUUUUUCUCUAUGGGAUAGAUCUGGUUUUAGUUGAAUCGAGGUUUAGCAAAUUUGCUGCAAUUGGGCCAGUAGCUAAAGCGUAAGAUUUUAAGAAAAGUGGGCAUUCAUGGUAGACUUGGGUGAAAUUUAUAUUACUGUUAUUUAUAAGGAACAAUUUUAGCUUCCAAAGAAUCAUUAUCUCGCCAGAAAAGAAAUCAUAUUUACUGCCAUCUACGUAAUCAAUGUUCUAUUACAAUCUACUAGAAUACCAUUUUAACCGAAUGACAAGACACUACGUUACGCAAGCAGAGUUCUCUACUUUGAUGCUGCCCUCCGAACAUAGAUGGCACUUGUAUUGUAUUACUUCAGAAAAUAUCGCAGUUGAUAAUUUAUUUUAUUUUAAUGACAUUUGUAUUCAGAAAUACUUUUUGAGGUGCUAAAAAUUUCUUAGGGAACAAGUAAAGUGUUCAUUAGGCAAUCAUUAGGUAUCAGAAGGUCACAACAAUAUUAUCAUUACUUAUACUAUGAACCUAUAAUCUUU